Messenger RNA from Pongo pygmaeus (Bornean orangutan), 4446 nucleotides. RefSeq names its product beta-1,3-galactosyltransferase 2 (gene B3GALT2). Gene Ontology annotation, biological process: protein O-linked glycosylation. The coding region runs from base 1948 to 3216 and encodes 422 amino acids. The transcript has 2 exons. Gene Ontology annotation, molecular function: N-acetyl-beta-D-glucosaminide beta-(1,3)-galactosyltransferase activity. Lineage: Eukaryota; Metazoa; Chordata; Mammalia; Primates; Hominidae. Gene Ontology annotation, cellular component: Golgi membrane. The record is from RefSeq and is a predicted model, not a curated record.
CCUUCUAACAUUUCUAAUACAGUGGGGUUCUUAAAACUACAAAGCACAUUUCAUCAGCAAAGCUCAAAAAUAUGUGGACAAAAAUUUUUUUAAUAUCAGAGAAAACAAAUUCAUAUUCAUUUGAAAUAGCAGAUAUUAAUGGUGGAGACAGGUGAGAUGAAAAACAUGUAUAUAACUGUUAACCUUUAGCUUAAGCUCCAAAACUAUAACUUUCUAGGAUUGAAUUACUGUCCCUAGAGUCUCAGAGGAAAAACUGAUAAUAAAGGCUAUUUAAUACAACAAAAAAUUUAAAAAAACCUUCCCUACUGCUCUGCAGUAAGAAAAGAAGCAAGGUGCCAGCCCCAGAAACUAACCAUAUUAGAAAAAUCUCAGUGAGUAUGUGGUGUUAAUAAAAUCUGCUUCAUGGCGAGUUAUUAAAUCUUUCUGAAACAUUAGAAUCAGUAAACAUAAUUAGUAAAAUCUCAUUACCCCCUAGAUCCUGUACAAGUGUGCUAUAUCUAUUACAUCAUUUUACUGAAUUCUACAAUACAUGUAAUUUUAAAGGGAAGGAAAAAUAAAUAAAAAGUAAAUGACAACAUUAAAAAGUGAUUUAAAAUAAAGUUUUCUGCCAUCAAGAACACCAAAAACCACAUAAGAGCAAAAAAGAAGUGGGCUGUAUCACAUCAUGCAUUAGUAAAGUAAUCCAUGACAGCUUAUUUAUAUAAACCCCAGAAAACGGGGGGGGGGGGGGCAGGAGAGGAGAUCUAAAUUACAAAGGUACAUGGUUUCAAUAGAAACAUAGGUCUUAACUACGUAUUAGUAAAAUCAAGAGCAAUUUGAAAGCAGAGAAAAAAAACUUCAAGAAGAGAAUGCACUGAAGGGGUUAAAUUACACCAACUUACACACAAAAGCUUAUACUGCUUACACCCUAUAAAAGCAUGUAAGAAACAUGAAAACCAACAUCUAACACAGAAAACACUUAGAAAGCCUGUACUUAAGAAUAAAGUUAAAAAAAGGAAGUAAGCUGGAAAAAAUAAAAUCAUAACCAUUCAUUUCAUAAUCAUCACAUUUUCAAAUUAUUCACUCAUCACUACACUUGCAUUCAACAUAUAUAAUUUAUCACAUAAAAGCAAAAUCUCUAAGCUUCUCCCUACCUUAGGUUUUUAGUCAAAAUGAAUGCAAACAAUCACGUGGGAUUCAGCCAAGCAGUGACGUUAAAUUCUGCUCUGUCAGAGAGAGCAUCUGUCAAGCCCACAUUUAAACUGCUGCCUGCCUGUGCAGCAGCUGAGGAACCGUGGAUUUCAUAUUAUAGACUAAAACCCCAUUAAAACUGCUCAAAAUCCUUCCUGCAGCUGCCAGGCAACAACGAAAGACGAGAGGUAAAUCCUAUUCUUUUCCAAUACAACUGAAGCACUACAUUUUAGCUCUGGCUGCUUUACAUUGCAGCUCAGUGUUAUUAGUAGAAAUAUGGAUACUGAGACGAGAACACAGCACUGCAUUGUCCAGCCAGGAAAAUAGCAGAUGUAAAAAGCUUCAAUGCAUCAACUGUCGGGAAGAGUCAACAGUGCUACAAGCAGAACGGGCAACUACAGCUCUUUUGUUUAACGAAAAAGAGAAAACGAAAGAAAGGGAAAAUUUCAGAAGACUAGGACCCAUAUGAACAAGGAGGGUAACUCGAAGACAAGCAGACAGAUGGACACUUUGGAUACUGUGAAAAGCAAUCGCAGGAGGCAGACUGUUGGGGGAUGUGCGCAUGUUCGAUAGCAUCUUUUUUGCUGAAGCGAUGGCGUGCCAAAAGUAUUUUCAGUGGGCAUAAUCCUCUUCACAUAAAUGGCCUGACCAAGGAAGAAUGACUACAAGAGAGACAAUGUGACUGAAUUAGAAAAUGAUUGCCAAAGAAUAGUAUUAAGGAGAAGAAAACAUUUUUGGUCACCAAUCUCUCAUAUACCACUACCGGAUAUUUACAACAUGCUUCAGUGGAGGAGAAGACACUGCUGCUUUGCAAAGAUGACCUGGAAUGCCAAAAGGUCUCUGUUCCGCACUCAUCUUAUUGGAGUACUUUCUCUAGUGUUCCUUUUUGCUAUGUUUUUGUUUUUCAAUCAUCAUGACUGGCUGCCAGGCAGAGCUGGAUUCAAAGAAAACCCUGUGACAUACACUUUCCGAGGAUUUCGGUCAACAAAAAGUGAGACAAACCACAGCUCCCUUCGGAACAUUUGGAAAGAAACAGUCCCUCAAACCCUGAGGCCUCAAACAGCAACUAACUCUAAUAACACAGACCUGUCACCACAAGGAGUUACAGGCCUGGAGAAUACACUUAGUGCCAAUGGAAGUAUUUACAAUGAAAAAGGUACUGGAUAUCCAAAUUCUUACCAUUUCAAAUAUAUUAUUAAUGAGCCUGAAAAAUGCCAAGAGAAAAGUCCUUUUUUAAUACUACUAAUAGCUGCAGAGCCUGGACAAAUAGAAGCUAGAAGAGCUAUUCGGCAAACUUGGGGCAAUGAAAGUCUAGCACCUGGUAUUCAAAUCACAAGAAUAUUUUUGUUGGGCUUAAGCAUUAAGCUAAAUGGCUACCUUCAACGUGCAAUACUGGAAGAAAGCAGACAAUAUCAUGAUAUAAUUCAACAGGAAUACUUAGAUACGUACUAUAAUUUGACCAUUAAAACACUAAUGGGCAUGAACUGGGUUGCAACAUACUGUCCACAUAUUCCAUAUGUUAUGAAAACUGACAGUGACAUGUUUGUCAACACUGAAUAUUUAAUCAAUAAGUUACUGAAGCCAGAUCUGCCUCCCAGACAUAACUAUUUCACUGGUUACCUAAUGCGAGGAUAUGCACCCAAUCGAAACAAAGACAGCAAGUGGUACAUGCCACCAGACCUCUACCCAAGUGAGCGUUAUCCUGUCUUCUGUUCUGGAACUGGUUAUGUUUUUUCUGGAGAUCUGGCAGAAAAGAUUUUUAAAGUUUCUUUAGGUAUCCGCCGUUUGCACUUGGAAGAUGUAUAUGUAGGGAUCUGUCUUGCCAAGUUGAGAAUUGAUCCUGUACCCCCUCCCAAUGAGUUUGUGUUCAAUCACUGGCGAGUCUCUUAUUCAAGCUGUAAAUACAGCCACCUAAUUACCUCUCAUCAGUUCCAGCCUAGUGAACUGAUAAAAUACUGGAACCAUUUACAACAAAAUAAGCACAAUGCCUGUGCCAACGCAGCAAAAGAAAAGGCAGGCAGGUAUCGCCACCGUAAACUACAUUAGAAAAGACAAUUUUUUUUCAAAUGUGCAAUUUGUAAAUAUUGCUAAAAGCAUGUAUAGUUAGAACUGAUUACAUCCGUAGGACAAGUUUUAGUUAAAACUCAUCACAAAGAAAUUCAAGAAGUAUUUUUUUAAUUUCUGAAGAAGUUAAUUCUUAAAACUAUAAUAUUAUAUAACAAAAAAGGUUUCCCAAAAGAAUCUAUUUAAAACACUGUAUAAGGAGAUUCUGUGUAUUAACAUGCAAUAACAAGCAUGCAUAAAUCAAUGGUUCAAGUCUUCUGUUAGGGGCCAAUAAAAUGUAUCUGCAUACGUUUUCCACAUAAAUUUUAAUUCAUGAAAUGACAGUCAAAAGAUCCUUCAUUUUAGAUUAAGUUUUUCAUUUUAAUAUAUAAUUUAAUGUAAAUAAAACAUCACUAUCAAUUUUAAGGAAACUUUGUAAUUGUGAAAAGGAUAAAUUUUUUGACCUGACUAUUUUAGGGUUCUAAAUGCAAUAAGAUUUAGUUGAGUUAUUCCACAAACACAUUAUAAAGUUCAGAUGUUUCAUCAAUGCAGUUCUCACGAAAGUAUUUACUUUUUAAAAAUAACUGAGAUAUUAAAUUUCUUUUAUUAAUAUAUGGGGGAAAAUUAUUUUGACAUGACGUGGUAAAAUGUGAAAAACUAAUGUGUCUCAGGCUCAAGUUUUUAUAGUUAUUAAAUGUUUCAAAAUAGACAAGUUUUGUUUCCUCAUUGCUGUUAAGAAACAAACUCCUAUUUCAAUGAGUUAUUUGAUUAGACCAAUUACUGCACUCUUAAACAGCACCACCAUUUAAUUUCAUCUAUAUCUAACUUCGAAUAUAUCUGUAAAGAUAAUCGAAGCAAAAGUAAUCACUUAAAGGCACAAAUAGGAUGUACUGUUGCAAAAGAUAAAGAGUGCAGGUGCAGUUUCAUUCAAUACAUUUUUAAGAUGCAUGUCUGCCAAAAUGCAACAUACGGGAAGUUUAUUUCCUGACAGCAGGGGUACACAUGCCAAUACUUAAUCAUUUUAUGGCACCUAUUUCUUUCUUGGAGUGCCAAGUUUACAAACCUGCAGUUUUUAAUUCGGUAGAUGACAAAUAUUCUGAAUCACCAAUUAAAAACCUCUUUGGGAGGGAUGGGGAAAACUACAAACGUUUGACAAACACAAUCCUAGGAUGAACAAUGUAUACAAUGCACUUUUAUGAAGUUUUUAAAAAUAAAGGAAAACAAAAAACUUUA